Molecule: messenger RNA, 1272 nt
Organism: Symbiodinium necroappetens
Lineage: Eukaryota; Dinophyceae; Suessiales; Symbiodiniaceae
Source: the annotation of a GenBank genome assembly
AUGGCCGGACCCGAGGCCUCCUUGCAGGCUCUGCGCCAGAGGUUCGUGGAGGCCAAGUCCAUCGAGAGGCUCCCAACUCCAGGCAUCCUGGCGCCAUGGACUGACAUCGAGCACGUCUUCACGAUCGUGCCCCAUCAGUUACGACGAGACAUUGAGCAAUUGGAAUACCUCGUGUCAAAGAAGGUCCUUUCGCCUGACCGGCAGCGCUUUGUGCAAGACCAUGCCCUGCCGGAGUUUCGGCGCGUCCUCCUGCAUGUGUUGGUAGCUGCUGGUGGGAUGGAUGCCUUUGUCGUCACGCCCCCCCAGCCUCAGUUUAGCAUCUUUUUCGCCUUGCAGGGCCGCGCCUUUCACCUGCAUCCGGGUCACCGUGUGGCUGGUACUGCCGUCGCCGCGGACCUGGCGAUGCUUGGCGUACGUCAGUCCAGAAGGCCAGGCGGCGGGGAGUCGGAGUUUGAGGGCAAAGAGCACCGAGUGUGCAUGGUGGAUGAUUUCUUCACUCCCGUCAAGUUUGGCCACGUGGGCCCCAUGACUGACUUUAGAAAGUUGAACUUUCAGGCACCGCGAUUUCUAGAUUGCCGCCGCAGGUAUUCCUACAAGCCAGAGGUUUUGAAAGGCUGCAGAAAUGUGGCGUGCACCUACCUCGACACGGGCUUUGCUUCGGCGUUGGUCAGCCAAAUUGAUGAGGAGCUCAGGCAGCAACUGCCUCUUCUUGGCGGCAAGGAGUUGCACAACGCUUGGGCCUACAUGUAUGAUGGCUCUCUUGGUGGCAUUGACACCCAUGCAGACGACUGCCAAGUACAGAUUAAUUUCUUCAUCAGCCCAUCUUCUGCAAACCUUUGGUUGGAAAACAAAUCCCUGCCGUCCGGUGGUUUGGUUCUCUAUGGCGUGGGCCCUCCAGCAGAAUGGAACUACACCGACUACAACAGCAUUGUACAGAAUCCUCGAAUCGAUGAGAUUCUGCAGACGACAAACUAUUGGAAUGUGACCAUCCCGUACGUUGAGAACCGCGCAGUUCUUUUUGAUUCCACAUACUUCCACAAGACAGAUUGCAUGCGUUUCAAGAAGGGCUACAAGAAUCGUCGCAUUAAUGUGACCUUCCUCUAUGGCCGGCGAAAGGCCUUGGUACCGGCACCAGGCUUGGGCUUUCGGGGGCAUUGGGAUUGGGAUCCUCCUCUCCUCGAUGUGACAGGCGUGGCCUGGUCUGCAGAGGCACAGUGCACCAUACCGGAAGAGCAGGAGCAGCUGCAGGACCGGAGUUUGCCGGAGCUUUAG